Messenger RNA from Ochlerotatus camptorhynchus, 5319 nucleotides. RefSeq lists its product as uncharacterized. Gene Ontology annotation, molecular function: nucleic acid binding. The transcript has 2 exons. The record is from RefSeq and is a predicted model, not a curated record. Bases 1 to 5319 code for a protein of 1772 amino acids. Lineage: Eukaryota; Metazoa; Arthropoda; Insecta; Diptera; Culicidae. Gene Ontology annotation, biological process: DNA integration.
AUGGCUGAUACGGUGGCUGCUUUGGACGAGUGUUUGACGUCAACCCGAGGUAAGGUUGAUAGAAUACGACAAGCUAUUGAUGCUGCCGAUGCUGAUCACGCAUAUGAUGAUUUCAACGGAUUCCUCAAUCGGAUCUACCUAGUUGAUCCGACGAAAAGGGAAACGUUUGAGCCCAAGUUUAUAGAUUUUGAGGAGCUGUAUCAGUUUGUGCGUAUUUCUUUGUCGGAAAUGAUACAGCAGCAUGAAGAUGAGCAAAAAUCUGUAGCUGAUCUAGUCGUGGCUAAACAACUGGAAAGUGCAAAGGCUAACUCUAUUAGCAGACUUGGCGGCAGUGGAACGACAGCUCCAGUUCAAUUAUUGCCAUCUCUUUUACUCCAACAAACUCCGCUACCAACCUUUGAUGGUAGCUAUGAAACCUGGUAUAAGUUUAGAGAUCGGUUCACAGAUGUAGUGAACAAAUGCACCGGGGAUUCUCCUGCCACGAAGUUGCACUUUCUCGACAAGGCUCUAAUAGGGAAAGCUAAAGGAGCCAUUGAUCAACAGACGUUGAACGAUAAUAACUAUGAGGGAGCUUGGAGAAUACUCGCAAAAAGGUUCGAGAAUUUGCGCAGGGUCGUCCAACCUCAUAUUGGACAGUUGCUAUCGUUAAAGUCGAUGGUUAAGGGUUCUCAUGCAGAACUGACAAGUUUGCUUGAUGCGAGGCUUGAUGUCGUUGAAAAGCGACUGGAAUCACUCGAGUUCCACAAUCUGAAAAUGCAUGACAAAUUAUCAGAGGCAAUGAUUGUAAACUUGGUUAUUUCCAAGCUCGAUAUUGACACUCGCAAGGCUUGGGAAGCGACAGUAGAGCAUGGUGAGCUGCCAGAGUACAGAAAAACCAUGGAUUUUCUUCGACAGCAUUGUUAUAUGCUAGAGCGGUGUGAACAGUCGUUGGGACAAGGAAAAACAAAGAAUGUCGCGCUUAAUCCUCGGAUUCCUGCUGUCACCAACAAGGUGCACACAGCUACAGUUCAUCAAGAAACCUGUUGUCUGGUGUGCAAUGCCGAUCACCUGAUCGAGAUGUGCGACACGUUCAAAGGGUUGAAUGUCAACAAUCGAUACACGAAAGCGAAACAAAUUGGAUUAUGUUUUGCUUGCCUGAAACGAGGACAUCGUACAGCAAACUGUAAGAUCGAUAGCAGCAAACUGUGUUUGUGUAAAAGGAAACACCAUCCGCUCAUGCACUACGAAGUGAAGAAGGAGUCUACUGAGACGGCGACGGGCAAUGCUGAGACAAGAUCAGUAACUGAAGGUUCCGGUUCAUCAGGUGGAGAACAAAUUGUGGCUAGGUGUGAAGUUCCUGUUGUUCCGAAUCGUUCGGUGAAGCAAGUACUGUUGGCGACUGCAAUGGUUGAUAUUUUCGAUAGUAGAGGUGUAGCGCACAGGUGCCGUGCGUUGCUUGAUUCUGGUGCGAUGGCGAGUUUCGUGUCAGAAAGAACGUGUGAUUUGCUGGGUUUGCGCAAGGAAUGCGUGAACGUUCCAGUUGUUGGCGUUAACGGAGCUAAGACAAUUGUGAGGUUCAACAUUAAUGCCAUUGUGAAAUCCAGAACGACAGAAUGCAGUUUCUCCCUGGAUUGCCUGGUGGUGCCUCGAGUGACUGGAGCAUUACCAUCGUUGAAACUAGACGCAACUAGUUGGCCGAUACCGAAAAAGUUGAAGCUAGCGGAUCCAAAGUUUUUCAAUCCGAGUCGCAUUGAUUUGCUAAUCGGAGCCGAGAAAUUCUAUGAGUUGCUUCAGGAUGGGAAGAUUCUUAUGUCAACAGAUCUUCCGUUGUUGCAAGAAAGUUUGUUGGGAUGGUUGGUUGCCGGACCAGUAUACAACGUUCCAAAUGUUGUUAGCGUUCAGGGUUACCAAGCUGAAUCUGUGGAUGGGCCUAUGAAACGAUUGGAAGAAUUGAUGAGGCGUUUUUGGACGAUUGAAGAUCAAACGUACGAUCCGUUAGAGAACGAUGAUUGCGAGCGUCACUUCAAAGCUACUUAUGCUCGAGCGGAAGACGGGAGGUUCGUGGUACAAUUACCUUUUCGUGAAGGUGUGGGUAGCUUAGGAGAAUCUCGUAACCAAGCAGAGAAACGCUUCAAAGCACUGGAAAACCGACUGGAUAGAAAUCCAGAAAUGAAGAAGAUGUAUUCCGAUUUCGUACAUGAGUACCUAGAUCUCGGACACGCGAAGAUUUUGAAUGAAGAUGAGAUUAAGGUCAAUGGAGCAUAUUACCUUCCGCACCAUUGUGUGUUGAAGCCAGAUAGUUCGUCGACGAAAUUACGAGUGGUGUUCGAUGCAUCCGCAAAAACCACAACGAGCUUAUCGCUUAACGAUGUGUUGAUGGAGGCACCUGUCGUGCAGAGCCCAUUGUUUGACAUCGUGUUGCGGUGGAGAUUGCCGAAGUACGCUUUCACUGGAGAUGCUAAGCAGAUGUAUAGGCAAGUUGUGAUGCAUGCUGCUCAUACGAAAUACUUGAGAUGUCUAUUUCGGGAUGACCGGACGCAACCAAUAUUGGAUUUGGAGUUGCUCCGAGUAACAUACGGUGUUGGUCCAGCUGGAUUCUUGGCCACGCGAUCGUUGGUACAACUGGCGAAGGAUGAACAGAAUGAUUUUCCGGAUGCUUGUGAGGUUGUUUUGAAGUCGUUCUAUGUAGAUGAUGCACUUACCGGAGCAGAUUCGCUAGAGAAGGCACGGAAGCUGCGUGAAGAUUUACAAGUUUUACUGGGAAGAGGAGGCUUCAAACUACAUAAAUGGUGUGCAAACGAUCCUGCGAUUCUUGAAGGAGUUCCGUCAAAAGACCGUGAGAAGCAACUGCGCUUCGAAGAAAGUGAUGUGAACGGUGUGAUAAAAACCCUCGGACUCUUGUGGGACCCAGUGAGUGAUAACUUUGUAUUUCGAGUGAAACCGAUGGUGGAGUGUGCGGCACCGCAAACCAAGAGACAAGUGCUUUCCGAGAUCGCAAGACUCUUUGACCCUCUCGGUGUGUUGGGUCCAGCAAUAGUGUUAGCGAAGAUAGUAAUGCAACAACUAUGGAGGAAGAAAAUCGAUUGGGAUGAGCCGAUUCCCAUUGAAGAGUUCAGGGUGUGGAACAAAUUAAGAUCCGAGUUGUGUGCAAUAAACAACAUGAAGAUACCUCGUCGCGUUACCGUUGAUAAUCCGUCGGUGUUCGAGUUGCACGGGUUUUCGGACGCUUCGCAAGCAGCAUAUGGUUGCUGUGUGUACUUGCGUAGCGUGACCGUUGAUGGCAUCGUUGAAGUAAAGCUACUGUGCGGCAAAUCGAGAGUUGCACCGCUUAAGGAGCUGAACCGUAAGGAGAAGAAAGGAGCACCACCGGAAGAAUUAACCACGCUGAGAUUGGAGCUGUGUGCAGCUGUACUACUAGCUAGACAAAUGAAAACAGUGCGCGAAACCUUGAGUAUCGACAUUUCGCGUGUCGUGCUAAGGUCCGAUUCGAGUAUAGUGAUUUGUUGGAUUAGGAAAUCGAAGCCUAACCAACCAGUGUUCAUCCGCAAUCGGAUUGCGGAGAUUCGCGAACUGACCAUCGAUGCUGAUUGGUUGCAUGUUGGAACGAAAGCAAAUCCAGCGGACUUGGUGUCGAGAGGUGUACUACCUUUGGAAUUAACGAAAAGUGACUUGUGGUGGAAUGGACCGGAAUUUCUUCGAUCAAGUGUAGUUGAUGAAACAGUAAAUGAAGAAACCGAAGACUUGAGUGAAGAGACGAUUUCAGUGACUGUAGUUACAGUGCCCGAUGAAGGAUUGUACGAAGUGAUUCAGAACAGUAGUAACUUUCGCCGACUACAAAGAGUGUUCGGUUACGUAACCCGGUUUAUCCGUAAUUGUCGUGCAAAGCGAAACGAAUCAGAAUUUCGUCGUGGAAGAUUGAACAUUGCAGAUUUUCGUGACUCACUGUACACUAUGGUGAAGAUUGUACAAAAUGCAGUGUAUCGCGAUGAAAUUAGAAGCGUCUUGAAAGGUGAACCGGUGAAGGGUAAGUUACGAAAUUUGAAUCCUGUUUUUGAUAAGACGGAGAGAUUGCUGCGUGUGGGUGGUCGAAUCAGGAAUGCCAUACUACCGCUCGAUCAGAAACAUCCAUUGAUAUUGCCGGAGAAGAACAACUUUACUGAUAUUGUCAUCGAAGCAAUCCACCGUGAAGAACUACAUGUCGGUCUAAAUGGAUUAUUGGCUAAAAUCAGGCAACAAUUUUGGCCAGUAAAUGCGAAGCGUACGAUCAAACGCGUCCUAGGGAAGUGCAUCAAAUGCUUCAGACUAAAGCCGAAGGAUGUACAGCAGUUUAUGGGUGAUUUGCCGAUUGCACGCGUCACCGCUGCUCAGCCUUUCGCUAGAACGGGAGUAGACUACGCAGGCCCUUUUUUGUUGAAGCAAGGUCGGUCGAAGACACCGAUCAAGUCGUACGUUAGUGUUUUCGUCUGUAUGACUACUAAGGCGAUACAUUUUGAGCUUGUGAGUUCCUUAUCUGCAGAGGGAUUCUUGGGGGCAUUGCACCGCUUCGUUGGACGCCGUGGGAACGUCAGUGAGAUGUUUUCUGAUAAUGGAACCAAUUUUGUCGGCGCUGAGCGACAAUUGGCCGAAUUGCGAGAGUUGCUGAAAUCUCAAUUGCUGGAGAACAAGCUUGAAGAUUUUUGUCAGCCUCGUGGAAUCUCGUGGAGUUUCAAUCCACCGAAGGCUCCGCACCAAGGUGGACUUUGGGAAGCCGGAGUAAAAAGUAUGAAGAGUCAUCUGUAUAAGGUGAUGAACGAAUCGUACUUCACCUAUGAAGAGAUGACAACAUUGCUGAUUCAGAUUGAAUCCAUCCUAAAUUCAAGGCCUAUAAUACCACAAAGCGACGAUCCGAUGGAUUAUGAUGCGUUAAGUCCUGGUCAUUUCCUGGUUGGCCGAGAAUUGACAGCUAUAGCCGAACCGUUCUACGAUGGUCUCAAGGAAAAUACGUUGUCUCGUUACCAAUUGAUCCAAAAACGAAAGCAAUCGUUUUGGCGAAGAUGGUCAUGUGAGUAUAUAACCGGACUACAGAAGCGCAGCAAAUGGAACAAAACUCCCACGUUGCUUCGUGAAGGACUGUUGGUGAUAAUGAAAGAUGAUAAUUUGCCACCGCAAACUUGGAAACUGGGGCGUAUUAUCAAAACUCACCCUGGAAAUGAUGGUGUUGUUCGGGUAGUAACCGUACGAACUAACAAUGGCACGUACAAGCGAUCUACAACGCAAAUUGCUGUUCUACCCAUAGAAGAUGCAGAACGGACCAGCCAAACGGAUAAGUUGAGCCAUCCGGCUCCUGGGGGAGGAUGUUAA